Molecule: messenger RNA, 2267 nt
Organism: Choloepus didactylus (southern two-toed sloth)
Lineage: Eukaryota; Metazoa; Chordata; Mammalia; Pilosa; Megalonychidae
Gene: DDX43
Product: DEAD-box helicase 43
Exons: 17
Coding region: 1-1950 (649 amino acids)
Molecular function (GO): RNA helicase activity; ATP binding; RNA binding
Source: RefSeq, a predicted model, not a curated record
AUGUCUAGGCAAGGAGCAGCCUCCAACGCCUCUUCCUGGGUUGCUGCUCCUCGGCGAAGCUCGGUAGCGUCCCGGACGCCAGAGCGGAGGCCGGCGGAGAAGCCGAAUCGAAUAGGUCGCGGGGGCCGUACGGGAGGAAGAAGUAGCGACUGGAGGGACCCUGCCGACUCCACGGAAUAUGUGAUCGCUGGCCCCAGGGAACCGCCACUCUGCUUUGGAUUGAAGAACGACUUGGUCGGCGUAGUGAUCGGUCGUGGUGGAUCAAAAAUAAGAGACAUCCAAAGUACAACAAACACCAAAAUACAGAUAAUAAAAGGGUAUCCUGAAGCAGAAGUCCAAAUUUUUGGCAGCAAGGCAAUGCAGACAAAAGCAAAAGCAGUGAUAGAUAAUCUUGCUAAAAAACAAGAGGAAAACUACCAUUCAGAAUCUAGAUUUGAUAUUGUUGCAUUCCAACCAUCUGCUGAAAGAGAUAUAAGCCAAGAUGACAACCUCACAGAAGAUCAGCCAUUGAUAGAUUGGGACCAAAUUCGAGAAGAUGCGUUGAAAUGGGAAAAAGAAAAGUGGGCAAAUUUACCUCCAAUUAAGAAAAACUUUUACAUAGAGUCAGCAACAACAAGCUCAAUGUCACAAGUGCAGAUAGACAACUGGAGGAAGGAAAACUAUAAUAUAAUGUGUGAUGACUUGAAAGAUGGUGAAAAACGUCCUAUCCCCAAUCCUACUUGUAAAUUUGAGGAUGCCUUUCAAUGUUAUCCUGAAGUUAUGGAAAACAUAAUAAAGGCAGGUUUUCAAAAGCCAACACCAAUUCAGUCACAGGCAUGGCCAAUAGUUCUUCAAGGAAUAGAUCUUAUAGGAGUAGCCCAAACUGGAACAGGGAAGACACUGUCCUAUUUAAUGCCUGGAUUUAUUCAUCUUGAUUCUCAACCAAUAACUAAAGAAAAAAGAAAUGGACCUGGCAUGUUAGUCCUUACACCCACUAGAGAAUUAGCUCUUCAAGUGGAAGCCGAAUGUUCUAAGUAUUUAUAUAAAGGCCUUAAAAGUGUUUGUAUAUAUGGUGGUGGAGAUAGAGCUGGACAAAUACAAGACCUUACGAAAGGUGUAGAUAUCAUCAUUGCAACUCCUGGAAGAUUGAAUGAUCUACAAAUGAAUAGCUUCGUCAACCUGAAAAGCAUAACAUACUUGGUUUUAGAUGAAGCAGACAAGAUGUUGGACAUGGGAUUUGAACCACAGAUAAUGAAGAUUUUAUUAGAUGUACGCCCAGACAGGCAGACUAUUAUGACAAGUGCAACUUGGCCACAUGCCGUCCGUCGACUUGCACAAUCUUAUUUGAAAGAGCCUAUGAUUGUAUACGUUGGUACUUUGGAUCUAGUUGCUGUAAAUACUGUGAAGCAAAAUAUAAUUGUUACCACAGAAGAAGAGAAACGGUCUCAUAUCCAAAGUUUCCUAGAAAGCAUGUCUCCAGAAGACAAAGUUAUUGUGUUUGUCAGCAGAAAAGCUGUUGCCGAUCACUUAUCAAGUGACCUGAUUCUCCGGCACAUAUCAGUAGAGUCUCUGCAUGGGAACAGAGAACAGAGUGAUCGGGAGAAAGCAUUAGAGAAUUUUAAAACAGGUAAAGUGAGAAUAUUGAUUGCUACUGACUUAGCAUCCCGAGGUCUUGAUGUCCAUGAUGUCACACACGUCUAUAAUUAUGAUUUCCCCCGGAACAUUGAAGAAUAUGUCCACAGAGUAGGACGUACUGGAAGAGCAGGGAGAACUGGAGUGUCAAUUACCCUUAUUACUAAAAACGACUGGAGGGUUGCCACUGAAUUAAUUAAUAUUCUGGAAAGAGCAAAUCAGAGUGUCCCAGAGGAUCUUGUGUCAAUGGCUGAGAGAUAUAAGGCAAAUAAACAGAAAAAAGAGAUGGAAAAAAAAUUGGGAAGACCUCAAGGAAAACCCAAGAAGUUUUAUUAUUAAUGUAUAUAUUGAAAAGUGGUUUCAGGCCACUGGAGGAUUCAAGAUUUUUUAAAGAUAAAUACUAUUUGAGAUAUAUAUGGAAGUACUGGAAACAUGCUGGCAGUAUGAAGAGACUUGACUGAUUCUUAAAAUAAUAGUGUUUAAAAUGUAGAAUUCAAUAUUUUAUACUUUAAUAAAAUCAAAAGCAUUUAAACUUGAGUUGAAAAUUUUUUUUCAUGACUAUUAAGGAAUGUAGUAUUAGAAGGUUUUCUUUUUACCAAACUAUUUUCAAAAGAAAAAAAAAUUGUCUCCUGUAAUGUUGCUGUAUUAAGGUCAAU